GACUGUCUCUCUGAAAGAGCUGCUGGGGGGCACAUUUUCCCCCAAACUAUGUCCUAUUUUUAUGAAUAGGAAGACGACUCCACCCAUCACAUCGUAUCUUUAUUCCCUUUUGAUCUUGGGAUCAUUUUUUCGUCUUGGACCAGAAUUAUAUGUUCUAUAACCAUAUUUCACCUAUCAAAGUAUGUUUUUUUUGUUUGUUUCCGCCAUGUUUUUCCGCGAACCGCGAAAUUCGUCGAGCCGAUUCCGAGCCAUGGAGACAACAGCUGUCUUUUCUAGAGAGCAUUGAGUUGAGGCAGAUCCCAUGCGACCCAGGCGGACUGAGGUGCUCUAUUCACAUCUGUAGAUCUACCACUGUACCCCGCCAGCAGCCAGUAAGAAGUCUAAAAAAUGGACACCGAACGGAUCGUUCAGGAGAUUGUUGCAGCGUCAGAUGUGAAUGUCAUAACACGACGAAUGGUGCGAGAAAAAUACAAAGAAGUUCGAGGUCUCAGUGUUUUGUCUCCCACUGAGAAGAAAGCUGUCAAUGCUGUGGUGGAGAGUAUAGUUCUACAGCUGGGGAACUUGUGUAAUUCGCCGGAGAAUGAAAAGCUACAGAUCAAGCAGGCUUCAGAGAGGAGUCAAACUGGUUCCGAUGUGACAGAGUGCUCUGAGCCGAGUGGCCAGUCAUCCUCAGAGAAUUGCCUUAAUAUGUCCACUGGGAUCGUCGGUGAUACUUCGAUUAAGGAGGAAGUGGACAGUGAGGCUGAAUCGUCAUCUGUCUCUGAGAAGCAGCAAGAAGCAGACCACAGUUUUGUUUUAGAUGAAGAUGAUCAGUCUUCUCCUGAAAGACCAUGUACAGUAGAGGAGGAAGCUCUGUCGAGUGAUGUUGUAAUUUUGCUCAGCAGCGAUACCAAUUUCACAAAUGAGAAGAAAAAUAAUGGAUGUACAAAAUGUACAUGUCAAAAGAGAACUUUGUCAGAGCUGCCAGGGGAUGCCCUGUCUACGGAAAGUGAUUCAAACAGUCCUAGGCUUAGGGAAAGUGCUGCAGAUGCUGUAGCAGAGAAAACUCCUCGCCAUAGGAAAAGGCCAAAGCGACUUUCCGCUAGGGAAGCAGCAGCUGCCAUAAUGGGCUCUGACAGUGACGAUGAUGGGCGCUGUGUGGGUUUGACAGAAGAUUCGCGAAACCAUUGUUCUCCGAUCUUUGGCAAGUCAUUGAAUUCUCCAUUUAGAUUUAAAUUCACGGAACCAAAAGAUUCUCCUUUCCUAAUCAUAUCUCCGGAUUCUUGUCCUGAUCCCAAAAGGUUCUUAAAAUCUAAUCCAAAGAGACAAAUGUUGUCAAAGGAGAGCAGCUCCCUGGUGAUAUCGGACGUGGAAAGCCCCUCGUAUACGGCAGAUGUCUCAAGGCAUGGUGACAGCGACGAAGGACAGGCUUUGCUCUGUUUGAAGAAAAAACUGUCUGUUAACCGUGUCCGAAGAUCUAUCGUAGUGAACAGUUCAGACAGUGGUGACGGUGACAGCAGUUCGGUUGCUGGGCUCGUAAUAUCUGAUCGUUGGAGAGAUCUUCAUCAAGCAGUGAGUAGGUCUGGAUGUCGGGGGUUUGUACACAGCAAUUUGUCAGCUCAUGGAAAAGAUCGUAAAUACUGGUCACCGAAAGUGAGGCUCCAGAGACUACAGCUCUUUAGCGAUAAAGCAGGCCGGAAGGAGGACAUUGUUGGGAUGACUGGAAAUAUGGGCCGAGAAACAACGAAAAAAUGUUAUAGACUUAACAUUUCUUCUGAUUCUGAAGAGGAGCCCAUGGUGAAGAAUCAUAAACAUGCAGUGAAAGGGUGUGAUAGUGUCGACGGUUAUGCCGGUGUGUCUCACAUCCAAGCAGGUACUUUGAACAAGUUGUAUGAUGGGGAGACAUGUGAUUCAUUGAAUGUGCCGCUAUCAGAUGACAAGAAAAAUAAAAAGAGAAAAGCCCAAAGUCAAAAUUUCCAAAAACAGUCGAGCAGAAUAGUUACCAUAAAACAGAGACGAAAAUCUUUGGGUAAAGAACUUAACGGAAAGACAGAGACUGUGGAAGCUAGGCAGUCUCCUAUCGCCACAGCGUCUGCAAAUCUUAGAGUAUACGAUCUUCCAAGCUCCUCGUCAGACUUCAAUUCUGGGUCUGGCUUAGUGGUAACUCCUGCUAAAGAUUGCAGUGAGCCACACACUGUGGUUGGCCAAGCUUCCUCAGGGAAUGGCAUCAGUAAGACUAAGAGGAGAAGACUUUUCAGUCUUUCGUCAGAUGAUGAAAAUAAGGCAGACAAAAUAGUUACCAUAAAACAGAAAAAGAAGCCCUUGGUGAAAGAAAUGAACGGAAAGACGGGUACGCCGAGUGUAUAUGAUCUUCCAAGCUGCUCGUCGGACUCCAAUUCUAUGUCAGACCUGGAGGUGUCGCCUGCCAGAGAACACAGUGAGCCACACACUUUGGUUAACGGAGCGUCUUCACCAAGUAGCAGCAUUAAGCGUAAGAGGAAGAAAAUUUCCGUUCUCUCGUCAGACGAUGAAAAUAAUGAUGUUGAGCCUGUUUUGCUAAAGAACGACAAUUUCCUUGACAGAAAUAGUGUUGGGCAAGGUUUUCAAGACAGAGACGGUUCCUGUGAAAAUAGUGACGUACAGCUUGUCACUCGAGAGGACGAUUAUUCCUCAGACCGUAGCAAUUCUGAGCGUGUUGCGGAAAACCAAGAUAUCCCUUGCAUCUCGGGAGGGGACAAAAAUGAAGUUCCUUUCAGGCGCAAUGGAUGCUCCUCGCCAGGUGGCUCCAGCAGCAGUGACAGUGAUCUCGAGCAUGUGAAACCGACUGCAGCACACUCAAAAAUGGAAGCCCUGAAAGAUGUCAGAAAUACUUUCUACUCCUCUCCUUUGCCACCUGAGAAGGCAUCAAAAAGGAGAAGAAAAAAGCAGGUGCCUGACAACAAAGCUCAUUCUAAGGUCUCUGGUGGCUUGUCAAAGCAGUUGGUGCGUCUUCGAGCCAUUUGUCGCCACGUGGGUUUAGUGCUGAGGAACCAGCGGGAGUUGAGUGGCUGCGUGGCGGACUCUGAGAAGAUUGACAGGAUUCGGCAGCUGCUGCGAGACCGUGGCAUGAAAGGCCGUCCGACCAUGAAAAAAGCUGAGGAGCUGAAACUUCAGAGGGAGUUGCAAGACUUGGUCAGUGGAGAUGGCGGAGCACCUGUAGUAGAAAGUCGACUGCGGGGGAAGAAAAAGAAAGUUGUGACCCCACAGCAAGAGAAGAAGAGCAGGUCCCUGUGGAAGGGCCUGGAGCACUUGGUGUCCUCUGAAGCCUCAGACUGAAACAUUUUGUUUUGUUUUAUUUUAAAAAUUUUAUAUAUUUUUUUUGGUUUGUUUUGUGGCUAAUUCAGUUUUUUUCUUGAAGAAUUUGUCAUCUGCUGUGAUGAAACAACUCUGUAGAAUCUAGAUACCACUGCAUUUAGAAUUACAAAGUUCCCUCUGACAUUUUUGGCCGUUUUGAGUUACUGAGAGGUCAGAAACCAAAUGUUCUAUUGGCUCUAUCAAAAUCAUAGGAUCAUUCAGAGUUGUUAUGAAGAUAUUAGAAAAAUUGCAUUAGAAAAAGCUUGACAUGUGAAACUCAAAUUUUUUGAAUGUCAAAUUUCUCAAAACUGGGUCCUGAGCAGAUAAAACUUUGUAAUUCUAGGGUAGCGAUGUGUUGAUGGCUAGCUAUACUAUAAGAUUAUGAGACGUUAUUUUUACUGUUUACUGCCGUUUUGUUUCCAGCCCGACAUAGUCUACGUUUUGAUGUUUGCCUGCCUUUGAGGGUCUAGUCUCCUCUUCUGUUCAUGUACUUCUGAUUGCUGUAGCUGUGUAGGGUAGCCUCAGAUGUAGUUCUCUCCUAUGUUUCUCGUCUUUUUCCUGAAACCCUAUUUCCGUUCCAUGCAUUUUCCCAGAAUGCUCAGGUGUUCAUGAGAAAAUUAAAAUAUGAUGUGUGAGGUAUGCUGA
Aplysia californica (California sea hare) is the source of this 3957-nucleotide messenger RNA. RefSeq lists its product as uncharacterized. Bases 388 to 3294 code for a protein of 968 amino acids. The transcript is spliced from 6 exons. NCBI's taxonomy places the organism in Eukaryota, Metazoa, Mollusca, Gastropoda, Aplysiida, Aplysiidae. The record is from RefSeq and is a predicted model, not a curated record.